Molecule: messenger RNA, 2955 nt
Organism: Falco peregrinus (peregrine falcon)
Lineage: Eukaryota; Metazoa; Chordata; Aves; Falconiformes; Falconidae
Gene: TMEM106A
Product: transmembrane protein 106A
Exons: 8
Coding region: 1364-2161 (265 amino acids)
Source: RefSeq, a predicted model, not a curated record
CGAGGGGCAGGGCCCCGGGAGGCAGCUGCAAACGGGUGGAGCUGGUGGGGUGCUGGUCCCUCUUGGAACUGGGGCUCGUCGCAGCCAUUGGGUUCUGCUUCCUCUUGCAGACCUCGCGGGGCAGCGGUAGGGGUUAUGGUGAACGUGGAAGAGUGCCGAAGGGCCGUGCCUGAAGGGGUUAACCUUCGCCACCCACUGCCUUCCGCUGGGUCUUUCCGAUGUGACUUUGCCAGCUUUUGUGGUGGUUGUCCCAAGUUCUGCGAAAAGGCUGCCACUCCUUCCAGGGCUGCCACUCCUUCCAGCUGCUUGUUUCCGACAAGCUGGUAAACAUUAACAGAGCGGAGGUAGAGCUGCAGCUCCUGGGGCCCUCGGGGGGGCUGCAGCGGUGGGGACUGGCCGUACCACGUAGGGAGGCCUUCCCGUGGUAGCAAACCCAGCUCCUUCAGCCAUCUUUGUCCUUCCCUUCCCCUCCGCCGGCUGCCAGAGGGUGGGGAGCACUGAAUUACCUCGAGCCUCCGAGCAGCGUCUUGCAGAAUUUCCUAGUCCUGCUUGCUGACGGGUCCCUCCGUGGCCUUCCAGGGCUGAAGGAGCGGAGCUGCGCCCGUGCCCUCCUCCCUUAAGGGAAGGAGAUCCCGGUGGUUGCUCCUGGUGGUUGUGUGGUCAGCGAGGAGAAUCGGCCCCCAGGUUUGUGGGCUGCAGAAUGAGCCCCGUGCUCCGCAGCUGCCGCCGUGGUUCCCUGCUGCCAGGUGGGGAUUCCCAUCGCCGGUGUGUCUUGUAACAGAACCCGACGGGUUAUUGAUGCGAAGCCCCUGGGGGCAAACGCAGAAGCUGCUGUUUAUUGAAGCUGAACGUCCUGCCGCCGAGUUGCUGAAACAAGGCUGCCCCGGGGAGAGGCUGGCGCAGCACUCUCUGAUCUUAGUCAGGCUACUGUUGCUGUUAGGAACACUGUGCUGGAUUGGGAAUGUCAAGGCCUGGAUGUGCAGGCGAGUUCCCUGUUGGAUGGAGGUGAAUAACAACCAGCCAAGAACUUGGCAGUUGCAGGUUAUGUUGUCAUCUCGAAACCUUCAGGAGCUUUGAGUCAGUGUUCCCCUCUCUCACGGAAUGCUAUGAGAUAAAAAACCUGGUGCACAGUUCCUUAGAGUGGCAUACUCAGACCCUGCUGCAACUGGGGUGUCUGGAAGAUAAAUGGUUUUAAGAGAGUCACUUGCAGUAACUUCGGAGCUGUGCUUCAAGAACUUCCUAAAUGUUAAGGCACUUGUGAUCUGCUACAAAUGCUGAUGGUGCUGCUCUUGGAGGCUGCUUCACAGAGGCACUUUUCUGAACGUAUUUUUGCGCUGGACACCUAGUGAGAAUUCUUUCAACCAUGGGUGGAAAACUUUCGCUGUUGUGGAAAACACCUGCCCAAAAGGAGAACGAAGGCAAGCUGAUCUUACCCGGGCAGCUGGAUGCUGGAGAUGAAAUCGGCAGUUACGCCAGUAUCAAUGACUCCGCUCUGCCCUGUGGACCCUGCGAGGGCAUUGCACGUCGCGGCUGUGUCAACUGUCCAACGUGUCAGGGAACAGGAAGGAUCCCCGGGGAGCAAGAGAAACAGCUGGUGGCUCUGAUUCCGUACGGUGACCAGAGACUGAAGCCUAGACGGACGAAGCUCUAUGUGUGCCUUGCUGUGAUGAUUUGCCUGCUGACAACAUCUCUCAGUAUUUUCUUCCUGUUUCCUCGCUCCAUCGCCGUGCUGCCUGCAGGGCUGAACGCCUCCUCCAUUGGCUUUAAUGCCACCACCACCAGUAUAUUUCUCAACAUGACGAACGUGCUGAACAUAACUAAUGACAACUUCUACGUGGUCACUGUUGUGCAACUAGACGUAGAGGUUUUGCACCAGUCCAUCGUGGUAGGGAAGACUACCAUGAAAACCCUGCUGAACAUGAACCCUUUGCAGAGCGGCCAGAUCUAUUAUAUGGUGGCCAGCAGGAUAUUGGAUGACAACACCUAUAACGUUUGCACCUGGACAAAAGUCAAAGUUCACAACGUUCUGCUGCAUAUACAGGGGACCCUGACCUGCACAUACCUGUGUCAUUCGGAGCAGCUGGCUUUUGAAGACUACCAGUACGUGGAUUGCCGGGGGAAUGCCACGCUACCUCCCCCUUUGUACCAUCUCCUGCCGUGACAGGGCCAGGCUGGCAGAGCUUUGGGGCGCAGUGGAUUCCACCACGAAGGAGAGCUGUAGGGAGACAAACUUCUGGGCUUCUCAACAGAGGAGGUUCCGUGUUUCCUGGAUAACACUUGCAUCUCUCGGGUGAAGAUGGGAACGUACUUGGCAUUAUCUUGGAUCUGCUGCCUUCAGAUCGCAGCUGGCUCUUUUCACUGGCCUCACCAUAGCUGAUGCUUCAGCAGGGUGCCCAGUGCCUGGGCUGUGUCUCCGUGCCCGAUCCCAGCGGCUUUCACUGCUACUUCAGAGGCAGCACCCAAUUAGGCUGACUAGAUGUUUCCUCCUCGCGUAAUUUGGCACUUCUGAGUAUUUCAUAACUUGCAAAAGAAGGACUAUGCUGAGGCUUUCUGGCUGGAUCACAUCUGCACCACCGCAUCGAAUGAAACUUGCACAACCUGCAGAUAAGAGCAAGAAACAGGACUGAUGUAUCCAUGUCUCUGAGUCUUACGAAAAACUACUGCGUGUCAUGGCAAAACACCUUGUGAGAGAGGCUCUUGGGUGACUGCUGUUUUAAGCUGUCCCGUAUUACAAGGGAGAAUAGGCAUUUUUGUAUAUACGUAUUUUUAAAAACAUGCUCAUCCACUAACUGUUCCUUAAUGACAUCCAUUUCGGUGAGAAGAAAAUGCAUUUUGUACCGUGGACGAAAAAGAUUGCUGCUUUCCUGCCGAUGGCGGUUGGUGGCCAGCACAUGCUGUUUGUUGUGUCGUUCCCCUGUAUGCUUUGGCAUUUAACGUUUUAAAUGUGAAGAAGCA